Messenger RNA from Pseudoliparis swirei, 2184 nucleotides. RefSeq names its product coproporphyrinogen oxidase (gene cpox). Gene Ontology annotation, cellular component: cytoplasm; mitochondrial intermembrane space. The transcript is spliced from 7 exons. Lineage: Eukaryota; Metazoa; Chordata; Actinopteri; Perciformes; Liparidae. Gene Ontology annotation, molecular function: coproporphyrinogen oxidase activity. The coding region runs from base 71 to 1444 and encodes 457 amino acids. The record is from RefSeq and is a predicted model, not a curated record.
UGACAACACGCAGACACAACUUGUGAUCAUGAUUUGAGUCGACGAGCGACGGACUAUACACACCGGGAGCAUGGCCACCAUUGUCUUCUGCUCAGUAAACAAAACGGCUCAGACCUCCGCGAGACGAUGUUUGAUGCCACAUAUGAAGAGGCUCUCUGGUGCUGGAGAGUCACGUUUGCUGUCUACCUGCAUUCACGGCAACUCAGUGGCUUUCCUUCCGGGUACAAGAUGGUUUUCCAGAGGCUCCAGCGUGCGCUUCAUGUCCCGAGGGACUGCAGGCAGAUCUGCAAGCGGGGGAACCAGAAGGGGAGCCCUGGCGCUCAGUGCAGCCGCAGCAGUGACCGCAGCAGCGGCAGUCGCGGGGUUUUUAGCUAACGCCAACCACUUCCAGCGUGCUGAAAUGGCUACGAAGGUAUCCCACGCCGCGGAGGAGAGCGAGCCCGAUGGGGACAUCUUGGAGAGAUGCCGGGGGUUCAUGUCUCUUCCGGUGACCGACGUCGGUGUGCUGGAGGAGAGGAAAGAGGAGAUGCGUACAAGGAUGGAAAUGCUGAUCAUGGAGACGCAGGCCGACUUCUGCAACGCGCUGCAGGAGGUGGACGGCGGGACGUUCAAGGUGGACCGGUGGCAGAGAAAGGAAGGUGGCGGAGGAAUCAGCUGUGUGAUGCAAGAUGGAAAGUUGUUUGAGAAGGCAGGAGUCAAUGUGUCAGUGGUGUUUGGAAACCUGACCGAGGAGGCUGCCAGGCAGAUGAAGAGCAGAGGGAAAGUCCUCAAAGGGAAAGAUGGUAAGUUGCCAUUUUGUGCCAUGGGUGUGAGCUCCGUCAUCCACCCUAAGAAUCCCCACAUCCCCACAGUGCACUUCAACUACAGAUACUUUGAGAUCGAAGAGGAAGAUGGCACUAAGCAGUGGUGGUUUGGUGGAGGCACAGACCUCACUCCGGUGUAUGUUAAUAAAGAAGAUGCCUUUCACUUCCACAACACCCUGAAGGAGGCCUGUGACAAGCACCACCCGCAGUACUACCCCGACUUUAAGAAAUGGUGUGACCGAUACUUCUACGUCCAGCACAGAGGAGAGACUCGGGGUAUAGGAGGCAUCUUCUUCGAUGACCUGGACUCCCCCAGUCAGGAGGAAGCGUUCAACUUCGUCAAGAGCUGCUCCCGCACUGUUGUGCCCUGUUACCUGCCCAUUGUCUACAAACGCCUCAACGACUCCUUCACUGACAAGGAGAAGGACUGGCAGCAGGUACGGCGAGGAAGAUAUGUGGAGUUCAACCUGGUGUAUGACCGAGGAGUGAAGUUUGGCUUGGCUACGCCUGGCUCCAGAAUUGAAAGCAUUCUCAUGUCCCUCCCCCUCACUGCCAGGUGGGAGUACAUGCAUGAGCCUGCCAACGGUACCCUGGAGGCUGAGAUGCUGGAGGUUUUACGAAACCCCAAGGAGUGGGUGUAACCACAAGGUUCAAAUGGACAAAACCUCCAGGAAAUUGUCCUUGUUGUAUUUUUAUAAUUGUUUGACUAGUUCAGCAGCAGAACUGUUUACCAAUAUAAUAUUAAAAUGCCUUUGCUUGAUAAGUUUUUUUAAUCUGCAAUGGUACUUUUCUCUCUUCCCAGUCAUCCUUGAUAACACUUAAUCACAUUGGGACUGCAUUACCACUCGUGGUACCACGUGGUAAUGGUACCUGCUUUAAGGUCAUCUCACACUUAUUUGCUUCUUUAAGAAGUUUGUGUGUUAAACAUGAGCUGUAAUUAGUUGUUCUAUACCUGUGCUCAAUGUGGCUUGCUCUGCUUGAAGCUCUGGAGAUCUCCUCUCCUCAAACAAAGCGCUUGGAAGGGAAAGUAUUGGGGAACUGAGCUGCUGAGCAUACACGUGAGCCACCACUGGUAUUACAUUUUGAUACAUCUUCUUUUUUUUUGACAAUCAAAGCUAAAUAAUAACAGACUAGUAAUGCACUGCUCCCUCUUGAGCCCCAUUCACUUUGUUAUUCUCUUUUUGAUGUCGAGGCACCUCAUUUGUUUGAGCAGAAGUAAGCCGAUAGCUGGAUGAUGGAGCAUGUUCCACAGCGAGGUCGGAAGUGAGUCAUAGCUAGUGUGGCUCAUUGAGGAGAUUUGAAUGUAAAUGGAUUUCGAAAUGUAAAAAUAAUGUAUAGCUUUCAAUUAUAAUAAAGUUGGUUCUGUUACCUUUUGAUUCUA